This is a messenger RNA of Formica exsecta, 1754 nucleotides long. RefSeq lists its product as uncharacterized. The transcript is spliced from 5 exons. The record is from RefSeq and is a predicted model, not a curated record. Bases 223 to 1431 code for a protein of 402 amino acids. Gene Ontology annotation, cellular component: cytoplasmic microtubule. Lineage: Eukaryota; Metazoa; Arthropoda; Insecta; Hymenoptera; Formicidae.
CAAGACUGGCGACUGGUGCUUUGACAGAUCAGGUUAUACACAGCUAUCAUCUGGUGUAAAUACGUAAACAAAAUUGUUUAUGUGGUAACGGCAAGAACAACGUGCGCGAAAUGAAAAUUAUGUGGUAGAGAGAACGUCAAUUGGAUGUAAUUUUGCUUUUCUGGACAUGCAAAUUGUAAACGUGAUAGAGUGACAAUAUUGGCAAAUAUCGUUGUUGGAAGGAUGAAAAUAACGACGUUGAAAGGCAUUUUUCCCGAUCCAAAGCCAGUCAAAAGGAAGAAUUUCAUUCAGGAAAAUGUGAAAAAUCUGCGGCGAAUGGAACAAUGCUUUCAAACUAAUAAAGAGAUAGAAGAGCUACAGAAAUUGCAACUACACAAGCAUCACAAGACCACAGACAGAUAUCAGAAUGUAUCCGCAAGGGUAGCCACCAGUUUCCAAGAGAGAAAAAAACAUGAAAACAAUGAUAUCAAUCCAGUGUCAAAGAAUAAUGUUCAAUCGAGAACUAAUAAUUCAGCAUCAACCGACAAGGUGGAGGAUGAAAUGCAAAUUCAAAAUGGGAACAAUACACUCGAACUGGACAAAAAGCAUGCUGCUCCUGCUAGAAAGAUUGUUAGACAAGGAAUAAAUAAUAAUAAUAAUAUAUCAGAUAGACAGAAGAAAACUAGCAAACACAAUAAGAGCCAGCAGAAACUGCAGCCAAAGGUUUCAUCCGAACCAGAUGUCUUGCACAAAUCUGAAAAUGACAUGAAUGCGCAGAUUACUGUAAAAUAUAGAAAUCGAGGGGUUCAGACUUUAGAUACAGACCAAGUGGAAAGUAUAUACUCUGAAGGCGUUAUUCGAUAUCCCUCAAAGAAAGUUACAACACAUGAUGAAACAGCAAGUAAUGGCGACUUAAAUCAGCAAGAGGAAAGAACUUUAAGAAAUCAAGUCGAUUCACCUACAGAUAGAGGCGAUAUGCGUGAUCUCCAAGACGCGCAAAAUGUUGAUUUACGAAAUUCCGUAUCGCCGGCACCUAGGGAAGAAAUCGACUUUAUCAAAUUGAAUAAAGAACGUACUUCCAUUGCCACUAAAUUGGCGAUACAGCUUAAUAACGGUGUCCCACCACUGAAUUAUCGCAAGGGUGUUAUUCCUAAAUAUCUUCGAGAUAGAAAGGAAGCGCAAGAAAAAGAGCAAAAGAUUAAGGCAGAAGCACUGCAUCCUGACUGUCCAGAAGGUCAUGUGCCCAUACCCGAUCAUGAGCGUAAGGAGACACUGCGGCUAUUAAAAAAAAAUUAUCAAGAUUACGUCAAUGAAUUAAAUAUGAUGCCCAUAAAGACGGAUACUUUAAGAGCACAGAGGCGUAAGAUUGAAAUAGAAAAGCAACUGAAUAAACUGGAAGAGGGGAUCAAGGUGUUCUCGCGUCCCAAAGUUUACGUGAAAAUAAAUGCAUAAAUUACAAUGUUUCAAUCAGAAUACAAUGCAUGUGUUUAGAUAUUGAUUAUCCGUCCGUUGUUUCAAUGCAUCUACCGUUUUAAAGGUCCACGCAAUUAUAUAUCUUGUUGUAAAAUGGCGAGAAUCACCAUAGUGUAUAUAUUUUUCAUGUGUAUGAAAAAUUGAUUAGUCUAAUGUUUAUGUCUAACAGUUUGAAGAUGCGUUACACAAUGGAGAAAGAUUCCCUAAACUUUUCCUAUAAAACUGGACGUACUCUGAGUUUGACAACUUUGUAGAUAAAAAGUAUCUCUCCUAUUAAAAAUAAUAAAUAAUAUUUUAUUUAA